AUGGAAUUUACAAAGUCUGAUGUGAUAGUUCAACAGUUAGGAAAUUAUUCCAAUGACCCAUUAAAUAAUUUAGACAGUAUAAUUAAACUUUUAAAGCAAAUUACUUUUACAACUCAAAGUAACUUGACAUACAGGGAGACCUUAGGGAAUAAAUUUCAGUUCUGGAUAGUUACAACCAAACUUUGGGAGUGGUCAAAAGAAAAGUUUUUAAAAGAGGAACUUAUUGUCUUGCCUAUCGUAUUAGAGCUCGUUCGACUUUUUCGAAAUAUUGUCGCGGCGGUUUCCGAAAAUCAAAACCAAGCCUUGGAGCAUAAAUGGAAUAAAAUUACCGAGGAAAUUUUGUGGUACUCUAUGUUAAAGUUCAAUUCUGAGGCUGAUAAUAAUUUUAUUUCGAUUAUAAGGUUCGGAUCGCAAGCGUUAUCCAAUGCUAUAACCGGGAAUGCAGGUGCUCAAGAAAUUAUUUGGUCGGAUUACACGAAUCGAAAUGAAUCCAAUGAUAUCUUAAGCGAGCUUGUUAAGUGUGAGGAUAGUGUUGUCUUGACGGGUGCUUUAAUCCUUGUAUAUAAUUGUGUACAUGAAAGCGAAUCUCGAAGAUACGCGUUAGUUUCGCGUUUAAUAGACUUUAGCCUUUUCCCAUUAUUAUACGAUUCAUUAAGUCAACCACAAAGACAGGCUCCAACGCGACAUCAAAUUAUACUACUAAAAAUUCUUGACUCCAAAUUUUUUUCAUCAUUAAAAAUCGAUGAAUUUUCUAUUUCCUUAUGCGUUUGUAUUAUAAGAGCUUUUCAUUCAAUUUGUCAUCAAGUCAUAUAUUCCAUGCAACUAGUUGAAAAUGACUCCAUAAUGCAUUCAAAAAGUCAAGAUGAUCAACAACACGAAGGUUCGCGCCUAUUAUAUACCGGAUUAGUAUUGUUCCUUCAAUGUAUUGGAAAAAUGAGUCAAGAAGGAGAUAAAAAAGUACGCGAAUGUUUAUUCAAAGAAGGGAUUAUCGCAUCCAGUAUAUGUAAGGCCGAUAAGUCCCUUCCACGUAUGACUAAAGCAACCGAUACUCAAAUUUCACAUACAUUUCAACAGGCUUCUUCAGGAUUCGCGUUCAUUAAAAGAGAUAUCGUGAAAAUCAUAGGUAAUAUGGCAUAUGAAAACAAGAUUGUUCAAGAUGAGGUUCGCGAAUUAGGUGGAAUUCCAUUAAUAUUAAAUCAAUGCAAUAUUGAUGACAAUAACCCUUAUAUUCGGGAACAUGCGAUCUUUGCUUUACGAAAUAUUUUAAUUCACAAUCCUGAAAAUCAAAAACUUGUUGAGCAACUUGCGCCAAUUGAAACAGUUCAGCAUUCAGCCUUACAAGAUGUUGGUAUUAUGACAGAACUUGGAAAAGAUGGGAAAAUAAAGUUAACUACAAACGUUCGAAAAUGA
Molecule: messenger RNA, 1410 nt
Organism: Funneliformis mosseae
Lineage: Eukaryota; Fungi; Glomeromycota; Glomeromycetes; Glomerales; Glomeraceae
Source: the annotation of a GenBank genome assembly